CCGAGCCGAGGGGCGGGAAGAGGAGGCCGCCCGUCUUCUGGAGGCGUUGGGGGGCGGCCCGCCACCGCGGCUGACCCAGGGCGGAGGACAGGCGAGAGCCAAGCGGGCCGGGCGCUGCUGCCUCAGCCGGGGACCGAGUGGCUCCAGAGCGCGGGCGGGUCUCGUCCUCUCCUCGCUUGUCAGGACAGCCGCUGCCGCCGCCUCAGCGCGGGGCCGGGAGCCGCCAUGACGGGCAGUAACAUGUCAGAUGCCCUUGCAAAUGCUGUGUGUGAGCGCUGCCGAGCUCGCUUUGAUCCAACUGAGCGAAUCGUGAACAGCAAUGGGGAACUAUAUCAUGAAAACUGCUUUGUCUGUGCUCAGUGCUUCCGCCAGUUUCCAGAUGGACUCUUCUAUGAUUUUGAAGGGAGGAAGUAUUGUGAGCAUGACUUCCAGAUGCUGUUUGCGCCAUGCUGUGGGGAAUGUGGUGAAUUCAUCAUUGGCCGUGUUAUCAAAGCAAUGAACAAUAACUGGCACCCAGAAUGCUUUCGUUGUGAGCUCUGUGAUGUGGUUCUUGCUGAUUUGGGCUUUGUGAAGAAUGCUGGCAGGCACCUCUGUAGGCCUUGCCAUAAUCGCGAGAAAGCCAAGGGCUUGGGCAAGUAUAUUUGCCAGAAGUGCCACUUGAUAAUCGAUGAACAGCCUCUGAUGUUCAGGAAUGAUUCGUACCAUCCAGAUCACUUCAGCUGCACCCACUGCGGAAAGGAGCUGACAGCUGAUGCCAGGGAGCUGAAGGGGGAGCUCUACUGCCUGCCUUGCCAUGACAAGAUGGGCAUCCCAAUCUGUGGGGCCUGUCGCAGGCCCAUUGAGGGUCGAGUGGUCAAUGCUCUGGGGAAACAAUGGCAUGUGGAGCAUUUUGUUUGUGCCAAAUGUGAGAAGCCAUUCCUGGGACACCGGCACUAUGAGAAGAAAGGUCUGGCUUACUGCGAGACUCAUUACAACCAGCUCUUUGGAGAUGUCUGCUAUAACUGCAGCCAUGUGAUUGAGGGGGAUGUGGUCUCUGCUCUCAACAAGGCUUGGUGUGUGAACUGCUUCGCUUGUUCCACCUGCAACAUCAAACUCACAUUGAAGAAUAAGUUUGUGGAAUUUGACAUGAAGCCAGUGUGCAAGAAGUGCUAUGAGAAAUUCCCUUUGGAGCUGAAGAAGAGGCUGAAGAAGCUGUCUGAGUUGGCCUCCAAGAAAACGCACCCAAAAGCUCUGGACUUAAACUCCGCUUAAACAGGUCUGUACCCUCUGCUGACUGUAUGCACCCACACCAGCUACAAUCUGCCUCAGCUACUGAUCACAAAAGGAACUUUUAAAAAUGGUGUCAAGGACUCAAGACAAACAAAAGCUCACCAGUUAUAUCUUGCACUCUGAAUGUUUAUUCUGCUCAGGUAUAGUGUGUGCAGAGGCUGUCCUCCAGAAGAGAAUGGUGGCAAUAUGCAAUAAUGCACUAUGAUUUUUCCUUUUGUAUAAGUUGUGUAUCAUGUUCUCUCACUAUUUGCCCAUUUUGUUUUGAGAUUCAGGCUCAUGUUACACACUUACUUGAAUUCUUCUGUCUUCUUCCCCCUUCUCUCUCUCUCUCUCUCUCUCUCUCUCCCUCCUUUUAUACCAAAAUUAGCCUGGCCACACUACAAGUGGGAACACAGGAAGGUUGGGUAGAAAAAGACUACUUAACCAUUUUCUUCCAAAAACAGCACAAAAACACAUUUUUUUCCAUUUAACAUGCCUCUUGAACAUUCUCUUAAAAUUGCAAUGGACUAAUCAAAACCAAGUAAUAAUUUUCCUUGCAAUUGUUAGUUAACUCAUUUUAAUAGUUUGACAUUAUUUAGUAUAAGCCUGCAUUGUUUUUAUUAGUUGGCUGACCUUUCCUGCUGUUGUAGCUAAGCUGCAUAGGCCAGGAUUCCAUAAUAUAGAAUCUGGAUGGACCAAAGUGGCUGAACUGCAAGCCUAUCAUUUUUGAAAGAGACUGUUCUUGGUGCCUGCAUUUUUGAGAUUUCUGAGCGUUUAGACUAGGCUUCCUCAGCCUCAGCCCUCCAGAUAUUUUUGGUCUACAACUCCCAUGAUCCCUAACUAGUAGGACCAGUGGUCAGGAAUAAUGGGAAUUGUAGUCUCAAAACAUCUGGAGGGCCGAGGUUGAGGAAGCCUGGUUUAGACCUCUCCUCCUCCAUAUUAGUGAGCGCUCUUUUUUGUCUGUUGUGACAAAGUAUAAGUAAAUUCCUGGAGUCUUAACCCAAACGUAGUCUUCCUACAAUGUACAUUCAUUUCAGUGUUAGUUGUAAAGCAAUCCUCUUGAUGGUCUCUCUCUGAAGCUAGAACUAUUUAUUACCUCAGCAAAAUACGUAUUCCAGCACACAUCUGAAAACAGCUGUGUGUGCUUAAUCCUUUCCCCCCAGCCACUUUUCUGUCAUUUCCAGUCUUGGAGCUCAGGGUAUGUGCCAGAGAGGAGGGAUGGGAUGGUGCAGGGAGGGAGAGGUUGCUGGGUAUGGGGAAAGUGGCAGACAGUGGAAGUACGAAGCAGUCCCCACCUGCCAGUUCUUCACUGUGUGCUCCUUCCCAGCCUAUCAUUAGCAGUACCAGUCCAUGUGGGUUUGGGAGCCCUGUGUUUCUCCAUAAUUUUGUCAUUUCAACCUAAGUUCUCCUCAAAUUACACCACAGUAUUUGCUUUCCUGUAAUAGGAAGAUAAACGUUAGCACAGAACAAGACUGUUUAAUAUAGAAAAGCAUAAAUCUUUCUUGACUUACAUUGUUAUAGCAGUAAAUAAGUAUCAUGUAUUGCUUCUGCUGAUGGGAGAGGACUGGUUUUUAUAUCCUCUUCACCCAAACUAGUCCUUAAAUACCAUUAUUUAUCUGCUACUUACUUACUAGCACUUAGUUUGUAUUGUCACAACUAAUAGCACAAGUGCAGUCUGCCAUAUCCAUCACUGCCUUAGUAAGAAUGGGAACCACAAUGCUCUCACACAACUUCUCCACUCACAAGGCAUAUCACUUUCAUUUCAGUGUUGUGGGCAAACCACAGAGACUCCAAGUUCUGUGUUUAACUCCAUUUAAAUAUGACAGCACAUAUACAUGUGUACCAUUUUAAAUGGAGCACAUAGAGGGCUCUGGAUGAGACUGACAACCAAUUCAGUGAGAGUCCAAAUUCAGGAGUACUUAUCCUAGAGACCUAAGAAAAUUAUGUCCUACAUUGUGAAACUUGUUCCUCUAUAUUUGUGCCUGGAGGAUAGUCUCAAAUCAAGAGAUGGGCAAUGCAAUGUGCAUCCAGCAGUGAGUGUUGUCUGCUGGAAUGUGUAUUUGGGUGUGUACUGGAAUGCGUAAGUCCAAUAUGAUUUCUUGUGUGACUGUAGCUCGAUUGAAUCUUCAGAGGGAGGGCACUACAGUCUCAUUUGCUCUCACUGUUGUCACCAGAGUCUAAUCAGACUGAUUCCAUGAAGACAUAUUGUUCACAAUGUGGUUUCUCAUUGCCACUCACUUGGUGAAUGGAGGAAGAAGCUGCCUUGUUUAAAAAUGGCACAGAAGCAGCUCAUCAGGGGAACCAGGGCUGUGAGCAAGCAUGAAAAAUGGCAUGUAAAGGCCAAGCAUUUAUGCAGAGAUGCUGUUGUGCAUCGGUGUUAGCAAAUGUGUAUAUUUCUUAUUAAAAUAAGUAAUGGGGAUGGAAAGUAAGGGUGGAGUUGCUUUUUUGCAACUGUUGAAAGCGCAUUUUGCAUCUUAACUAUAAACAAGUAUUACAGUUUGUUACAGCUUUAUUGACCAGUCUAUGACAAGUGACUUUUGCUCCAUCAAGGCAAUCUGAAAGUGCCAAAAUUAUAGGUAAAUAGCAAUUUAAUUCAUAUUACGUAUAUUAUCCUUCCAGUAAUUGCACUGAAUGUAGAUUUAACUGCUUAUAAUAUAUUGUUAUAAUGAUAUAGUUUUUGUAUUAACAUAUUUUAUAUCACUUGCUACUAAAAUGAUUCAUUUUGUAUAAGAUCCCAUUCAUACAAUAAUGCAUGGCAUCACACUUUUAUAAGACCUACAUAGUUUCCUGCCAGUAUUUUGCUCCAGGAUCUUGUAAUUUCACUAGCAAAAGGGUACAUCCUGAUGAUUAAAAUACUGUAUUCCUCCAUUUUACCAUACAGUAUACUCUUGAAAUGACAACUCACUGCUAUAUAUCUUUUAACUCUUCACAGUAAAGACUAUUUUAAAACUGCA
Messenger RNA from Podarcis muralis (Common wall lizard), 4202 nucleotides. RefSeq names its product LIM zinc finger domain containing 2 (gene LIMS2). Gene Ontology annotation, biological process: cell-cell adhesion; positive regulation of integrin-mediated signaling pathway; cell-cell junction organization. The record is from RefSeq and is a predicted model, not a curated record. NCBI's taxonomy places the organism in Eukaryota, Metazoa, Chordata, Lepidosauria, Squamata, Lacertidae. Gene Ontology annotation, cellular component: cell-cell junction; cytoplasm; focal adhesion.